This is a messenger RNA of Dibothriocephalus latus, 522 nucleotides long. NCBI's taxonomy places the organism in Eukaryota, Metazoa, Platyhelminthes, Cestoda, Diphyllobothriidea, Diphyllobothriidae. The record is from the annotation of a GenBank genome assembly.
UCCGUUGUAAUUCUGAAGGAAAACAUUUUACCCAAGGAGCUAUACAACUUUGACGCGAAGAAAUCGCACGAAGUAGAUUCUUUGGACGAGCCGUACGACUAUGAUUCUAUUAUGCACUACAAAAGAACACUUUUUGCCAAGCCGGGCAAGGCGGAGACGAUAAGGCCUAACGAUCCAAAGGCAAUAAUUGGCUUGAUACCAAAUCUCAGUCCGGGUGAUAUUAGACAGACAAACAAGCUCUACAAAUGCCCCUCCUGUGGACGAACACUCCUGCAAUCCGCCGGCACAUUUUCAUCUUCGAAAAUACAAUCCCCUCUGGCGGAGGAAAGCUUCUGUCAGUGGAGAAUCAGAGUAGAGCGGGAUGAACGCGUCUACUUACAUUUCACUCACAUGGAUAUGCUUUCAGCAGUCGAUUCCACUCAACCUUUGAUGAACACUGCUGAAGAAUGUAAAGACGAAUAUGUUGAAGUCCACGACGGAUAUCACGGCAACUCCAUUCUGCUUGGUAUGUGGAAAAACUGA